GAAGCAGCUGGGGACCGAGUUCCUGGCUGUGGUGCACAAGGUGCUGGUGGAGGCCGGCAUCCCCCAAAAAACAUGGGCAGCAGAGGAUUGCCAGGAGGAAAUCCGAACUCAGCUGGUCGAACAGUUCAAAUGUCUGGAGCAGCAGUCGGAGUCGCGCCUGCAGCUGCUGCAGGACCUGCAGGAGUUCUUCCGCAGGAAGGCUGAGAUCGAGCUGGAGUACUCCAGGAGCCUGGAGAAACUGGCCGAGCGCUUCUCUUCCAAGAUACGCAGCUCCAGAGAGCACCAGUUCAAGAAAGAUCAGCACCUGCUUUCCCCUGUGAACUGCUGGUACCUGGUUCUGACACAGACCCGGCGAGAGAGCAGAGAUCACGCCACCCUGAAUGACAUCUUCAUGAACAAUGUCAUCGUCCGGCUGUCGCAGAUCAGCGAGGAUGUCAUCAGGCUCUUCAAAAAGAGUAAGGAGAUCGGCUUACAGAUGCAUGAAGAGCUCCUGAAAGUCACCAAUGAGCUUUACACGGUGAUGAAGACCUACCACAUGUAUCACGCAGAAAGCAUCAGCGCGGAGAGCAAGCUGAAGGAGGCGGAGAAGCAGGAGGAGAAGCAGUUCAACAAGUCAGGGGACAUCAGUGUGAACCUGCUGCGGCAUGAGGACAGGCCCCAGCGGCGGAGCUCUGUCAAGAAGAUCGAGAAGAUGAAGGAGAAGAGGCAAGCCAAAUACUCUGAAAACAAGCUGAAGUGUACGAAAGCCAGGAACGACUACCUGCUGACCCUGCCAGCCACCAACGCAGCUGUCAGUAAAUACUACAUCCACGAUGUCUCUGACCUCAUUGAUUGCUGUGACUUGGGAUUCCACGCCAGCCUCGCUCGGACCUUCAGGACCUACCUGUCUGCUGAGUACAACCUGGAAACCUCCCGCCACGAGGGCCUGGACAUCAUCGAGAAUGCAGUGGACAACUUGGAUGCCCGGAGUGACAAGCACACCAUCAUGGACAUGUGCAACCAGGUCUUCUGCCCUCCGCUGAAGUUCGAGUUCCAGCCUCACAUGGGGGACGAGGUGUGCCAGGUCAGCGCCCAGCAGCCUGUGCAGACCGAGUUGCUGAUGCGGUACCACCAGCUGCAGUCACGACUGGCCACCCUCAAGAUAGAGAACGAAGAGGUACGAAAAACUCUGGAUGCCACAAUGCAGACUUUGCAGGACAUGCUGACAGUGGAAGAUUUUGAUGUUUCAGAUGCCUUCCAGCAUAGUCGCUCCACUGAGUCGGUCAAAUCGGCUGCAUCAGAGACCUACAUGAGUAAAAUAAACAUCGCCAAGAGGAGAGCCAACCAGCAGGAAACCGAAAUGUUCUAUUUUACGAAAUUUAAAGAGUAUUUGAAUGGCAGUAACCUUAUCACGAAGCUCCAGGCUAAACAUGACUUGCUGAAACAGACUCUUGGAGAAGGUGAAAGAGCCGAAUGCGGAACAACCAGGCCCCCAUGUCUUCCCCCUAAGCCACAGAAAAUGAGGAGACCUAGGCCUCUCUCAGUCUAUAAUCAUAAACUCUUUAACGGCAAUAUGGAAACGUUCAUUAAGGAUUCAGGACAGGCUAUUCCGCUCGUAGUAGAAAGCUGCAUUCGUUACAUCAAUUUGUACGGCCUUCAGCAGCAGGGCAUUUUCAGGGUCCCUGGCUCCCAGGUGGAAGUCAACGACAUCAAGAAUUCCUUUGAGAGAGGUGAAGAUCCCCUUGCUGAUGACCAAAACGAACGUGACAUUAAUUCGGUGGCUGGAGUCUUGAAGCUGUAUUUCCGAGGACUGGAAAACCCCCUCUUUCCUAAGGAAAGGUUUCAAGAUCUGAUAUCUACUAUAA
Tauraco erythrolophus (red-crested turaco) is the source of this 1844-nucleotide messenger RNA. Lineage: Eukaryota; Metazoa; Chordata; Aves; Musophagiformes; Musophagidae. The record is from RefSeq and is a predicted model, not a curated record.